Messenger RNA from Nannizzia gypsea CBS 118893, 867 nucleotides. RefSeq lists its product as hypothetical. The record is from RefSeq and is a predicted model, not a curated record. NCBI's taxonomy places the organism in Eukaryota, Fungi, Ascomycota, Eurotiomycetes, Onygenales, Arthrodermataceae. The transcript has 3 exons. The coding region runs from base 1 to 867 and encodes 288 amino acids.
AUGGCAUACAGUACCCCAUUACUAUACAUUGAGCAGGAGCCAUGGCUGCAUAUUCUACCUGCAGAGCCAGCAAUAGAACCCUGCUUUUCAAUUCAAAGAGCAUAUCUCCCCGGUUUUGAGGAUGUCGUAUACAUUAUCGGUGAACACCUUGCAGAGCAACCAAUUCCAUGCCGUAGGGUUAUACCGCUUAGUACAGACCAGUGUCCUAUCUGCCAGAUGCUCCGCCAUAGAAACUAUACCUACCAGUACCUUCUACCAGUCGAGGUACAUGUCAGAAAUGAAUUCAUUCCUGUUUGUUGUGGGAAGCAUAUCCCAUUGAUAGUUGGCGACAGGACUGCAUCAUACCAUUCUCCGGCUGAUGGCACCGGGGCUACAAAAAAUAUUACCUUCGUUCAAUCGACAAUAAAUCUCCCUAAGUAUUUUAUACUAGACAAUGAAGAGGUAGACUACCGUCGAUGUCGUCACCAGCCUCGUGAUUGUCCUCCAAAGAGAAGCCAGAGGGAACAUAGAAGACGAAGCAGGCCACAUCACCGGGCAGACGAGCUCCAUACACAAGAAAGAAAACGAGUAGAAUUUAAAAAUCUGGAAGUGCAUAAUGAUACCCGGGAAAGUCGUUCCAAGUCAACUAGAACUCCUUCGCCUAUAACCUUCUCAAGGGCUUCGAAAUUGGCCGAGAGCCCUACACCAGUACGUACUGACAAGGCCACUGCCAUACCACCUCAAGCCCCAUCUGGUUCAACCAAGCAUUCUCCUACAAAAUCUCAAAGGCCUGCGUCUGAUACAGCACAAAACUUGGUAUCAUACCACCAUACAAACUCGCAGUCCCGCGCAAUCCGCAAAACCCACCGGAAAGCAGGCCGAGAGUAA